Triticum aestivum (bread wheat) is the source of this 1598-nucleotide messenger RNA. RefSeq names its product protein SOSEKI 5. The record is from RefSeq and is a predicted model, not a curated record. The transcript is spliced from 4 exons. Bases 148 to 1365 code for a protein of 405 amino acids. NCBI's taxonomy places the organism in Eukaryota, Viridiplantae, Streptophyta, Magnoliopsida, Poales, Poaceae.
AAGCGCUAGCUGCCGCCGCUGCCGUGCUCUGCUGACCACGUACGUACGUGCCCCGCCCGCUGCUUGUUAUAGCGUCCCCGGAUACGAGAUUGCAGCAUAUCCAUUGUCCAAGCACGGCGCUGGAGCCUGGAGCUUGGAGAUAUAUAGAUGGCGGUGGUGGUGGCGGGCGGUGGUGGUGGCGGUGGCGGUGGCAGGGCGCGAGGGGAGCAGCAGCCGAGGCCGCAUUGGCGCGAGCAGCAGGGGCAGCGCAGCCCCGACAUGGCGGCGGUGCCCAGGCCGCCGCGCCCGAGGCCGGGCCCGGCGAGGGUCGCCGUCGUGUACUACCUGUCCAGGAACGGGCAGCUCGAGCACCCGCACUUCAUGGAGGUCGCCCUCUCCUCCCCCGACGGCCUCUACCUCCGAGAUGUGAUCGACCGGCUCGACGCGCUGCGGGGCAAGGGGAUGGCGCGCAUGUACUCCUGGGCGUCCAAGAGGAGCUACCGGAACGGGUUCGUGUGGCACGACCUGGCGGACGACGACUACGUGCACCCGGUGGGCGGGCGGGAGUACGUGCUCAAGGGCACCGAGCGGCUGCACCCGCCGGCGAUCCACCUCCCGCUGCUCGACGCGGCCGCCGCGUCGUCCUGCUCCUCCGGCUCGCAGGACACGACCACGUCCUCCUCCUCAGGCUGGGAGCACGCCCAGAGGAAGGGCGUCGCCGGCGCCCUCACAGCGGAGCUCGGCGAGUACCGGGUGUACAAGGCCGAGGACCGCGCCGCGGCGGCCGCGGACGCGGCCACGCAGACCGAGGACGGGCACCGCGGGCGGAGCCGCGGUCACCAAAGGCGCGCCCAGGAGGAGCUGAGCCGCGAGGAGACGUCGCCGCCGACGGCGUCCACGAGCCCCGAGACGCUGGAGGCGCUGAUCAAGGCGGACGGCCGUGUCCUGGCGACCGUGCCCGGCGCCGGGAGCAGGGCCAGGGCGUCGUCCGUGCUGAUGCAGCUCAUCUCGUGCGGGUCCGUGUCGGUGAAGGGUGGGCUGGCGACGCCGGUGAUGCCGCGCGGGGUGCACUACCGCCCGCGCCCGCCGCGCCCGCCGGCGCACGCGGCCGCCGAGACGGCCGUCUACCGGCAGAAGGUGGUCGAGGACAAGGAGUACUUCAGCGGGAGCCUGGUGGAGACGCAGCGCCCGGCCGCCGACGCGUGCCAGGACCUGGCCGUCCUCCGGCGGUCGUCUUCUUACAACGCCGACAGGGCGCAGAAGGCGGAGGAGGCGGUGGACCUGCACGACCGCUGCAUCCCGCGGAAGCCCAAGAGCAAGAAGGACGGCUACCAGGUGAUCUCCUGCACCGCCGCGCACGCCAGCGGCAAGAGGAUCGGGGCCUGAGGACGAGUUUGGUUUGACCGUCGACGUACAUCGUCGGUUUCAUCAUCGGCAAGGCUGCAACGGGUAAUCCUCUGUUGUUGUUUGGGUGGCCGUGGCCGGCCUCGUUUGUGGUUUGUGUGGAGCUUGGGUGAGUGUGAUUCGGUCGGCUUUCCGGUUCUGUUCAGCUGGCUGGUAUAUCUGGGUGUAACAUGAAACAGUAUUUGUGAUGAACAGUACAUAUGAUGGCUUGCUCU